Molecule: messenger RNA, 630 nt
Organism: Sorex fumeus (smoky shrew)
Lineage: Eukaryota; Metazoa; Chordata; Mammalia; Eulipotyphla; Soricidae
Gene: MDFIC2
Product: MyoD family inhibitor domain containing 2
Exons: 4
Coding region: 1-630 (209 amino acids)
Source: RefSeq, a predicted model, not a curated record
AUGCCCAUAGAAUCUGAGAACAAUCUUUAUCAUGAGCCUGGAAGUAUUGCAGUCUACAGGAUGUCAGAAACUGAGUUGGAAAAGAAAAAAGUAAGAACUGCUGAGCAUUUUGAAAAUGAUAAAAAUAACAUUUCUUGGUUAAAGGAAGAUAUGCAACUUACAAAUGAAAAACAUGCAGAUGAGAAACCCAUUAAUGCUAUCGUUAUAAAUUCGGUAUCCGAAUUCAAUAUCACAGAUGGACCAGCCAAGGAAACCCCCAGUGAGAAAAAACUGUCAGAAUCCAGCACAUCACUGUCCUCCCUUGAAGAAUGCCAAACGAAAUUUUCCUACCUCCAAACUGAUACUUCAGUUCAUCAGAGAGACACGGAUGAUGAGUGCGCUUCCCUCAUCCUCACCUGCCUGUUCUGCCAGUUUUGGGAUUGUCUCCUGAUGCUCCCUGAUAUAUGUGAAACGAUGUGCACCAACCUGUGCUGCCCCUCUCACAGGUAUCACCACACCUCAGACGAGAGUCACUCUCGGAAUGACUGCAACUGCAAUUGUGACAUGGACUGCAGCCUCUUUGAGUCUUGCCAUGAGACUAGCGAGUGCCUGGAGCUAGCCAUGGAGAUUUCUGAGAUCUGUUAUCGCUAG